UUGAGUGUAGUUUCAUUUGUUUCAAAUCGCACCCACGUAUCGCUAGAUGCGUUUGCGAUGGAGCGUGUUUGAAAAUUCUUGGCGACUACACAUGCGAAGCUGUUAUGGAUUGUCCUGAAUGAACAUCUGAAAAAAAAUUAAAAUAAAUAAAUAAAUCGCAGCUCUAUUUCCACCUGAAAUUCUGCAACCCGCGCAAGUCUCUGUCCGCGGUCCUGAAACGGGAGCUCGGCUUCAACCUAAACAGUCACUGUCGGGGAAAAUGAUCAACUCGUCUGUAUGCUCUUGAGAUGUUUUUUUUUUUUUUUUUUUUUUUUCUUCUUUUUUUUUCUCCCCCUUUUUGGUAAUCUCAGACAAGCAAAGGACGAAUUGUUCACCUCAGAAGUGAGAGAAGGAAUUGUUGGGUGCACUGAGCUGUAGCUAACUACAUCUACUCAUCUCUAUCCUGACACAAUGUUCGCACUCGGGAUUUAUUUGUGGGAAACUAUUGUGUUUUUCAGCUUGGCAGCAUCACAACAAGCAGCGGCUCGGAAAGCUGCCACCCCCAUGCCCCCAUCAGAAUUCCUGGAUAAGCUUAUGGGAAAAGUGUCCGGUUAUGAUGCAAGAAUCAGACCUAAUUUUAAAGACCCACAAGGCUCCAAAUCGGAUGGUACUCACAAGAAAGGUCCACCUGUGAACGUAACAUGCAACAUUUUUAUCAACAGUUUUGGAUCCAUUGCUGAAACAACAAUGGAUUACAGAGUGAACAUUUUCCUGAGACAGCAGUGGAAUGACCCUCGGCUGGCCUACAGUGAAUACCCCGAUGACUCACUUGACCUUGAUCCCUCCAUGUUGGACUCCAUUUGGAAACCCGAUCUGUUCUUUGCCAAUGAAAAGGGAGCCAAUUUUCACGAGGUUACCACUGACAACAAGCUUCUAAGGAUCUCAAAAAAUGGGAAUGUCUUGUACAGUAUAAGAAUAACACUGAUUUUGGCCUGCCCCAUGGACCUGAAGAAUUUUCCUAUGGAUGUGCAGACCUGUAUAAUGCAGCUGGAGAGCUUUGGCUACACGAUGAAUGAUCUCAUAUUUGAGUGGGAUGAGAAAGGAGCUGUGCAGGUAGCAGACGGUCUGACGUUACCUCAGUUUAUACUAAAGGAAGAGAAAGAUUUGCGCUACUGUACCAAGCACUAUAACACAGGGAAGUUCACCUGUAUAGAGGCUCGUUUUCACCUGGAAAGACAGAUGGGCUAUUAUCUGAUCCAGAUGUACAUCCCCAGUCUCCUGAUCGUCAUUUUGUCUUGGGUGUCCUUCUGGAUUAACAUGGAUGCUGCUCCUGCUCGUGUAGGCUUGGGCAUUACUACUGUGCUGACCAUGACCACCCAGAGCUCAGGAUCAAGAGCCUCUCUUCCGAAGGUCUCCUAUGUGAAAGCAAUUGACAUUUGGAUGGCUGUGUGCCUACUCUUUGUCUUCUCUGCCCUGCUGGAGUAUGCAGCUGUCAACUUCAUCGCACGCCAACACAAGGAGCUGCUGCGCUUCCAGAGGAGGAGAAGACAUCUUAAGGAAGACGAUGCAGGAGACGGCCGAUUCAGCUUCGCCGCCUAUGGCAUGGGCCCGGCGUGCCUGCAGGCCAAGGACGGCAUGGCCAUCAAGGGGAACAACAACAACGCACCCACCUCUGGCAAUCCCCCUGAGAAGACCGUGGAGGAAAUGCGCAAGCUCUUCAUCAGCCGCGCUAAGCGGAUCGACACAGUGUCGCGUGUGGCUUUUCCACUGGUCUUCCUCAUUUUUAACAUUUUCUACUGGAUCACUUACAAGAUCAUUCGCAUCGAGGAUGUCCACAAGCAGUAAAGAGAUGAAAAGGGGAGUCGUAUCUGAAUACACCUGCUUCCAUGCUCCUCCCCAUAACUUCCUUCGCCCGCCUCUCUCUUUCAAUACAGUGCACACUUGCUUUUGGUGAUGAUGAGCCCCUGGCAGAGGUAUUUAUUCUUUUUUUCGUCUCUUUCUCUUCUCUCCUGUCCUUCUGAAUAAUCCGGACCUGUGCAAUAGCAAUGCAGUAAAAUGCAUGAUAUAUGAAUGUGGCAAUAUAUUUACACAAAAAAAUGAAAUGACUAAAGUAAAUAUUAAAACUUUACAAAACAUGUCUAAGAACUUCUGAACCAAUGACUGGAAAUCCAAGAGGAGAUGCUCUUGUAAAACUCUUUUUUGCAACUUGAAGACAUACUGCAUUGCGAGAAUAUGGAGAAACAUUAUCGCUGUGUAAUAUAUCAUAUAUUUAAAUGAUAAUACUUCCAUGCGAAAGUCUUUAAAAAGCAUUUUUCGAGGUUUCAGGGUGGUUUGGGGCUUCCAUGUGUAUACAAUGAAAAUGUUGCAGGUCCUGUAGACCAAGAUUUGCUUCGAAAUGUGUAUUACAAGCACUUGUCGAAACUUUCCUGGGGUCUCAUGAUGUUUAUUCUGAUAUAAAUUAUUAAUGGAAUCUAAAUGAGUGCCAGUCAAAAAAUAAUAAUAUUUAUUUAAGCUGUGGUCAAUGUUUUCCUCUAUCUGUGUUCAUUUGCCUAUUCUUCUUUUUGUUUUCAACAUCAGAUUAUAUCACUGUCCAUGUGCCAAACAUCAUGUUGCUGUAAUACAUCUUACUUUCAGGUUGACCAAAAAAUGAGACAUCUCACUUGCAUUCUUCAUUGUUUUGUUUUAUUUAUUUAUUUAUUUAUUCAUUCAUUAAUUCAUGUGUCCACACUUUUUCAAGGGACUCUGUAUUGAAAAUAUUCAACACUGAAAUAACCCUGCUGAGGGAUGGGUGGGGAAAAAAAUAAAAAAUAAUUCAAGAAACACAUUCUUUUUAGUGUUUUCUCUCUCUCUCUCUAUCUCUCUCUCACUCUUAGUGCAUUCUUUUGUUUUGUCAUUUUCGUCACAUCUCAGAAUGCAAUAGAAACGGACACAGAAAUAAAAUGCAAAGGGAUCUUUCAUAAAUCAUGACAUAUUUUAUAGAGUACAUAUUGUUAACAGCUGAAAGUGUUAUUUUUAUAAGCUUGGUUACUUAACAGUACAGCCAGUGCCAUGAUACACCUAGACCUACAGUAUAUUUCAAACCAAAUGUAUAUUACAGAUUUUUCAAACUGUAUGUAUAAAUGCAUAGUACAUUGCGCAGCAGAUGGAAUAAGUGCACAUAGGUUCCAUUUAUGAAAUUUAGAAUGCAUCUUCAUCUGGCUUCUCUAUGCAAUAAUCAUAUAUGCAAUUGUUUUAAGUGUUUAUCAUGUCAAAUAUGGGCCUAAAAAUAUGCUAUUUAUUAUUUCUUUCAGUCAUACUCACUUGCAGACUUGAUCGUUGAAAAAAAGGGGUUGGAAAAAUAUUGUCUAUGCAUGGCCAGGUUUUUAUUUAUUUAUUUAUUUAUUUUAGGUUCAGAUGUAAUAGAUGUCAUUUUUCACUUUUGUAAUGUUUUGUUGGGCUGCUAAAGAAAUCCACCAUUGAAAAAAAAAAAAAAAAAAAAAUAUGUGCAUGUGUCCAGGGCAAAAGAUGAUUUCUGUAGGCUAUAAUAGCAUUUGCUAUAUGUAACUCUUUAUUUAUUUAUUUAUUUGUUUAUUUUUUAUCAUUUUGUUUUUAAAACCAAAGAGCAAUUCUUUUUAUCUAUUGUCAAUGCCUUUCGGUUUUUAAACCGUUUAUGUCAGUUUCACAUUUAUGAGAAAUGUGAUUUUCUUAUGUCUCCAUUUUCUGUUUCAUCCUGAUGCAAUUUGAUCCUGUAAAACUAUGGCCUUUGAUUUGUAAAACCUAUGACCUUUGUAAUUUAUUCUGGUUUUCUCAUGUUUGUUGAAGAAAACCUACAAAAUUAAGAAAUAUCAUAUGAGAACUUUAUACUCAACAACCAGUAAGACAUUUUUUGACUAUUACCAGAAUGGUAGUGACCACCAAGAAAUAUGAAAAACCAUCUAGGUCAAAUUAAUAGUUUACUAAUGUUUUGGUGCAAGUGAGAUUUUAUUGUGAGAUAACGCUUUUUGGUUAAGAUGGAAGUUUAGAGUUAAUUGAUAACUAAUGCCUCUACCUGUUGGCACAUUUUGUUGCUUCCCCAUGCUUGAGUAGCAUGGAAGAGCAUUUAAAUGACUAGGCAUCAUGUUAAAUUUGAAGGGCUUUUUUUGAGUAUCAAGAUCAAAUCCUCUCCCCUAACCUUGUAAAACAGUAUUGGCAUACAUGUGUUCUGAAAGCUGUUUUCUGUCUCAGCAAGAUAAGUAAACUCAAUUAAAACACUGGAUUUUACUGUAUAUCAGAACUCUAUUUAGGAUGCAUCACACUGACGCAGAAGCUGAAUUUCAAGGAGGGAAAACAUUGUAAUGUGAAACAUAAUCCACAAGCUUUACCUCCAACAGCAGCACAAUGUAGCAAGACAGCAUUUCAACUCAUCUUUUGAAUCAUUGCAAAUCUGUAACAUUCUAGACAAUGUUAAUCAUGAUUAUUUUACAUCGUCACCAAACUAGUCAUUUUGAGUGAUAGAGAUGUGUGAUGUAUAAUAUACAUCAUAGUGUACAGUGUGAAAUGUAAUAAUGUUGCUUUUGAUGUGCUCAUACUUGAUGCAGACUUUGAAAUUGGAUGACUCAAAUAUGUUUUCAAAAACACAUUUAAAGUAGAAAUAUUGUUCAGCUUAAUGUUGCUGUUAAUUACAAAUUUCUUUAGCGACAAACCCUGCUUAAGGCUAUUUACGAUGUUGCUGGACUGUCCCCUGUGUUAAUGACAGCAGUCAAGCCCUGGGCCCUCUCACACACUCAUGCUAAAUGCAAUUUAAAAGACGAAAACAUCUAAGAUCAAAACUGGCUCUGGAAUAUAAGGACAAUGUGAUGUGAAAUAUGUGCUACAUGCAACAAGGAUUUGUUCUUUGGCUUAAUGAUCAUGCAAAUAUCAAUUUAAUGUCCAAAUGAUUUCAGUCAAUCUAAAUUAUUGAGGCAUGAUAUUGUUUGUCAUUUGCAUUAAUUUGUCUGUUUAACCUUCUGCUUUGAAUAAUGCCACCUUGUAUUUUAUUGCAACUGCCCAAGAAAUGGAGUGACAAAUGGAGUGACAAUGGGCAUGGCGAUCAGAUGUACAAUGAUGGCCAAAAAUAUUGGUACCCUUGGUAAAUAUGAUCAAAGAAGGCUUUGGAAAAAAAUCUGCAUUGUUUAUCCUUUUGAUCUUUCAUUAAAAAAAUUACAUAAAUCUAACCUU
Molecule: messenger RNA, 5154 nt
Organism: Myxocyprinus asiaticus (Chinese sucker)
Lineage: Eukaryota; Metazoa; Chordata; Actinopteri; Cypriniformes; Catostomidae
Product: glycine receptor subunit alphaZ1-like
Exons: 10
Coding region: 451-1824 (457 amino acids)
Biological process (GO): signal transduction; chloride transmembrane transport; nervous system process
Cellular component (GO): synapse; neuron projection; postsynaptic membrane
Molecular function (GO): transmembrane signaling receptor activity; transmitter-gated monoatomic ion channel activity; extracellularly glycine-gated chloride channel activity
Source: RefSeq, a predicted model, not a curated record